AUGAGCCAGAAUCUCAGCAAAGAGAAAUUUAAAAAGGCUAUGUUAAUAUCUCGUUUACUGCUUACCUUGACUAGCACUCCUCCCACCGACGUCCGAACAAUGACACGCUACGAUAACUGGUUCGUCCGAUUCUGGAGGAAGGUUUACAACCCCCUCGGCUUCAAGAAAGGCUACAACUUCCCUCUUUUCUUUAUCUUUGGCGGCGCCAUGCUCGGCUUCUCACUCGCCAGAAUCUCCUACCUUAACAUCAGCGGUGACGCCCCUUCCUCUUUCAAAACCGGUGCGGUCACUGGGGAAUGGUUCUGGUACCAGUCAGGAAUCCACCGCGUUGGAAUUACCCUCCAUCUCACUACCAUUGUCCCUGCUGGCGUCCUCAUGGUGUUCCAAUUUGUCCCCAUUAUCCGCUACAAAGCCAUUCUCUUCCACCGCAUCAACGGCUACCUAAUUAUUAUCCUCGCAACACUUGGUAACAUCGGAGCUAUCAUGAUAGCCCGUCGCGCGUUCGGUGGAACUCUCGCUACGCAAUCCGCUGUUGGUUACCUCGUCAUUGCUACCACGAUCUUUAUGGCACUAGCAUACUACAAUAUCAAGCGGUUGCAGAUCGACCAGCACCGCGCGUGGAUGUUACGGGCCAUGUUCGCGCUCGGCACAAUCAUCACCCUACGCAUUAUCAUGGCUCUCGCUUCAGGAAUCAUCUCAUCCAUCGGCUCCUACUCCACCGUCAUAAACUGUGGGGAGAUAGAAUUCAUAUACGCCAACUCCCCUGCUGCAUUACAGAGCAGGUACCCAACAUGUGUGGGCGGUAAUAACACGGAUGUGGUCGUGAAGGCAGAUAUCAAUAGUCCCUUUGGGGAAGAACAGAAGGCGAGUAUGGUGCUGACGUUUGGUAUGGCGUGGUGGGUUGCUAUUGCGAUGCAUGCUGUGGGAGUGGAGGUUUAUCUGAGGUUGACGGCGGCGGAGGGGGAGAGGUUGAGGGGGGUUAGUUGUGAGAUGCAGAGGAAGGCGGGGAUGAGGAGUCCGGGGAGUGCGGGAUUGACGGGGGAUCGGUUGGGGGAUGUUGGGAAGUGGGAGGCUCCGAGAGAGACGGCGUGA
Pseudogymnoascus verrucosus is the source of this 1092-nucleotide messenger RNA. RefSeq lists its product as uncharacterized. Lineage: Eukaryota; Fungi; Ascomycota; Leotiomycetes; Thelebolales; Thelebolaceae. Bases 1 to 1092 code for a protein of 363 amino acids. The transcript is spliced from 2 exons. The record is from RefSeq and is a predicted model, not a curated record.